Messenger RNA from Chelonia mydas (Green sea turtle), 666 nucleotides. RefSeq names its product olfactory receptor 52K1-like. Gene Ontology annotation, cellular component: membrane. Gene Ontology annotation, molecular function: olfactory receptor activity. The transcript has 2 exons. The record is from RefSeq and is a predicted model, not a curated record. Gene Ontology annotation, biological process: G protein-coupled receptor signaling pathway. NCBI's taxonomy places the organism in Eukaryota, Metazoa, Chordata, Testudines, Cheloniidae. Bases 1 to 666 code for a protein of 221 amino acids.
AUGGUUGCAAGUAGCUUGAUCAACAUCUGGGGUUACUACAUCCAUCCAAUCCAGGGCAACAAGGGGGCAGAGUUCGGGUUCCUGCCUGGCAAGGCACGUAAACCGUUAUGUUCUAGCAGCAGGAAAAGGGCAUUUCUAGUCGGGCCCACCUCUAAACCAGGGAAAAGGAGACAAUUCUGCUUUGUUCUGCUAACGGUCCCUCUGCCCUUCUUCCUCAGGAGGUUGCCCUACUGCGGGUCCCACGUCAUCUCCCAUUGCUACUGCGAACACAUGGCCAUGGUGAAGCUGGCCUGUGCCGACACCAGGGUCAAUAAUGUCUAUGGGAUCAUCGUAACUGUCUUCAUCGUGGGGCUGGAUCUGAUGUUCAUCUCCCUAUUGUAUGUCAACAUCCUAAGGGCUGUCUUAAGCCUGGCAUCCAAGGAAGAGCAGCUCAAGGGUUUCGGCACCUGUGGCUCCCACCUUUGCGCCAUCUUAGUAUUCUACAUCCCUGUGGUCCUCUCCUCAACAAUACACAGGUUCGGGCACCACGUCGCCCCACACGUGCACAUCCUGCUGGCCAAUUUCCUCCUCCUCUUUCCUCCCAUGAUGAACCCCAUCGUGUACGGUGUGAAAACCAAACAGAUUCGUGACCGGGUGCUUCUCCUGUUCCGAGGGAAAAGCUUCUAG